AUGCCUCCACUUUGUAAUAACAACCCUCCGAAUUCCCUCACUCGACCAUACCUACGAUCAAUAUCGACAGCUCACUCCCCAGCGGCCUCACCAGGUCCUUCAACACAAGCCUUUGAUCCACCAUGUACACGCGGGGAUCAGUCCAGCAAGAACUUUUGCAGCAUACUCGUCGCUCCAGUCAUGCAGUACCCAGCGCACAAGGUAGACAUCGGCAUCAGUGACGGGUUGCGCACUAAACAUAUCGUGAGCCAUAAAGCUCACACUCCCAUCACCAUUAUCCGCACCCCCACUAUCCUUGAUUGUUUGUGGGAGAUCUUGCACCACACAUCUCAACCCAGGGAACCUCUCGGCCAGGGCUCGUGCGACCGCCCCCGAGCUCCCCCCAAUAUCAACCACCUUCCUUUUGCCAGCCCACGCAUAUCCAUCGACCAAGUGCCGCACACUAAAUCCAGGCGACUCUAGAAAUCCACGCAUGGAGCUCGCAAAACGCUCCGCCCUCGCGGGGUCCCUAUCUAGCACCGCAAAGAUGGGCUCAGAAGUGGCGUUGGCGAGCUGAAAUCCGGAUUCGUGUGGGUGCGGCGACUCGGGCCAUUUGCGCAUCGCGCGGACCAAGUGUGCAGAUGAGGGGAGUAGCUCGUCGAGUGCCGCCUGGAUCAGGUGCACGAGGUUUGAAUCUGAGACAAGGAGGCGCGAAGCCGUUGUGUGUGCAACGUAGCCUUGUAGGGGCUCUUGGAAGAUGCGGUAUGUCAUUGCGUGUCGGAGGGUUUGAGUUAAGGUUUGAGUGCUGAGAUUCGUGAGAGUUGCGAGAUCGGCGAAGGAAAUAGAGUUUUUGGAAGGCACCUUGAACGCAAUGGAAAAUUGCAGUAUGAUGUUGAGUGAGGCGGCUUU
Messenger RNA from Periconia digitata, 888 nucleotides. Lineage: Eukaryota; Fungi; Ascomycota; Dothideomycetes; Pleosporales; Periconiaceae. The record is from the annotation of a GenBank genome assembly.